This is a messenger RNA of Momordica charantia (bitter melon), 1166 nucleotides long. Its product is annotated as Putative methyltransferase family protein. The record is from RefSeq and is a predicted model, not a curated record. Gene Ontology annotation, cellular component: cytoplasm; nucleus. Lineage: Eukaryota; Viridiplantae; Streptophyta; Magnoliopsida; Cucurbitales; Cucurbitaceae.
UUAGUUCUACUUCAUUAUACCCCGGCGGGUGGGAAGCAGAUUCCGUCUGCUCCGGCGAGCAAUAUGGAAGACGGUGACUCCGACGCGCCGGUCGGUGGCUCCUCAACAACCACAUCUCGUCACGCUUUCGAAGACGACGCCGGAAAAACGGUCUUCUCUGUUUCAAUAAUCGAGAAUACGGAAGAGGAAUACGGCCUUUAUGUGUGGCCCUGUAGUAUUGUUCUUGCCGAGUAUGUUUGGCAGCAGAAAACUCGAUUUGCUGGUGCAAAUGUCGUUGAGCUCGGUGCUGGUACUUCAUUGCCUGGAUUGGUUGCGGCAAAAUUGGGCGCUGAUGUCACGUUGACUGAUGAUGCUAAUAGAGUGGAGGUGCUGGAAAAUAUCAGGAGAGUUUGUGACCUGAAUAAUCUCAAUUGCAAUGUUCUAGGACUGACAUGGGGGGUCUGGGACAUAUCAAUAUUCAGUUUACGACCUACAAUCAUUAUUGGGGCUGAUGUUUUGUACGAAAACAGUGCAUUUGAUGAUCUCUUUUCUACCGUGGCCUUUCUUCUCCAAAGUUCACCAGGGUCAGUCUUUAUAACAACCUACCACAAUCGCAGUGGGCAUCAUCUCAUUGAGUUCUUGAUGGUCAAAUGGGGGUUGAAGUGUGAGAAGCUUCUUGAUGGCUUUGCAUUCAUGCCAUCGCAUAAGGCAUCAAACCUGAGUGGCAACAUUCAAUUGGCUGAGAUUGUUCUUAAUUGCGAACCAGUCAAGGAGACUUCUAUGGUGAAAUAACAAAGUUCGUGAGAAAUAUCGAAGGAGGCGAAACAAUGUGGCGGUAAUUUUACAUCGUGGAUGUAUGAGAGUUGUUAUUAAGUCAUAUAGGUUUCGAAGGACAGUCGCAUUCAAUAAUUCUUUAAAGCUUGGUGGAGUUAAGUUUUUAUUUUUUCUGAAGUAAGAGUUGUUAAGUUUAUUAGUCUUUCCACUUACGUGAUCUUCUCAUUAAAGUUCAAUGGUAGAUGGUAAGAAAUUUUGGAGAUAGCUGCGGUAAAAACCAGUGCAUUUGUGCAAGUUGAAACUUUAGUUAUGUAUAAGCGUUAACAUGUAUUGAAUGCUAUACGUGAUUUUGCGGUGGUAAAUUACAUAUAUUAACAGGAGCUAUUGUAAAUCACAAACCAUCAAUUAGCUAA